AUGGCAAAAACAGAUCUCGGUGAUCUUUGUGGGCGAUUUCUAACAUCACGUUUUACUAAGCAAACACAAUCAUCCAAUUCAAAAUCAUCGUUAAACAAUGGUCACAUCGCGAAUGAACACAAACGUCACUCAAUCCUCACGCAGAAGCUUUUGUUUAAACCUUAUAAAAAGAAUCCACUUGAUCAACUACGUAAACGCUAUUCAAAUCUACUUGGUUCGCUAAUUAAUGAAAAUAUCAAACCGAUCGUUGCGACAGCGACGACGACGACUACAUCUACGAUUGCCAAAAACUCUUCAGUACCGAAAAAAACUUCAUCAUUGAUGAUGAAUUGGGAAUUAUUGAAAGAUCGUGGAUCGGGAUUGAUUAAUCUUGGCAAUACAUGUUUUAUUAACGCUUCGCUACAAUGUUUAGCCAAUACUCCACCGCUCGUUCAGUGGCUUUUGUCGAACUCUCAUCAUCAGCAUUGUCGAAUGAAAUUAGAAAAACAGUUUUGUCUGUUUUGCGAAGCUGAACGAAUUGUUAAAUUAAUUCAUUCCAAAGCCGCCUAUUCGUCGUCAUCAAUGGGUCCAGCUAACCCGAAUAAUCUUGUCCGACGAAUAAAAGAUAUAUCGAAAACUUUUNUACAAUGUUUAGCCAAUACUCCACCGCUCGUUCAGUGGCUUUUAUCGAACUCUCAUCAUCAGCAUUGUCGAAUGAAAUUAGAAAAACAGUUUUGUCUGUUUUGCGAAGCUGAACGAAUUGUUAAAUUAAUUCAUUCCAAAGCCGCCUAUUCGUCGUCAUCAAUGGGUCCAGCUAACCCGAAUAAUCUUGUCCGACGAAUAAAAGAUAUAUCGAAAACUUUUCGUUUCGGACGUCAAGAAGAUGCUAGUGAAUUUCUCAUUUGUCUUAUCGAUAAAAUCGUCGAAGCUUGCCUUCGUUCGUCUCAGCCGCCUGAACGCUUGCGGCCAUCAUCCGGUACUUCCUACGACCAAUUGUGCCAUUCUCAAACGUUUCUUCAUGAAUUAUUCGGUCUCGUUCUUCGUUCGCGUGUUGUCUGCUCGCGUUGUCAUCAUACAUCGGAUACAUUCGAAGUACAAUAUACUUGGAUUGUUGGUGUGCGGAAUCAUUCAGAUUUAAGGCAAUCACUCCACCAGUUUGUCUGUCGUGAAACGUUAGCAGGUGAAAACUUGUAUCGGUGUAUGAAAUGUAAACAGUUAGUACCAGCGAUAAAACGGUAUACAUUACACAAAGCACCGAAAAUUUUGCUCAUCAAUUUUAAACGUUUCGAAUUUGGCAAAAACUCACAUAAACUAUCACAUCUCGUUCGUUAUCCUGAACACCUUAACGUUAAACCGUAUAUGAGCGAAGAAAAUUGCAAUGAUCAAUCGUUAAAUUAUCGUUUAUAUGCUGUUUUGGUACAUGUCGGUUCAUCAAUGCAUUCCGGACAUUACUAUUCUUAUGUACGUUCGCCAAAUAAUCGUUGGUACAAAGCCGAUGAUUCAACAAUGACUCAAUGUGAUCUAAAUCAGGUGUUAACACAACAUGGUGCUUAUAUUUUGUGUUAUAUCAAUGAAACCGAACCAGCAAUAGGAAAUCAUGUGACCAAUGGCAUCACAUCAAUGAAUAAAACAAUCUAUCAAAAUGGAAAAUUGAAUAACAGUGAACAAAGAACGACUACAGCAACAACUAAUUCGAAGUUUUUCACACCACAUUUGUUAUGA
This is a messenger RNA of Adineta ricciae, 1701 nucleotides long. Lineage: Eukaryota; Metazoa; Rotifera; Eurotatoria; Adinetida; Adinetidae. The record is from the annotation of a GenBank genome assembly.